This is a messenger RNA of Rhinichthys klamathensis goyatoka, 3265 nucleotides long. Its product is annotated as disintegrin and metalloproteinase domain-containing protein 10-like. Gene Ontology annotation, cellular component: plasma membrane; synaptic membrane. The record is from RefSeq and is a predicted model, not a curated record. Gene Ontology annotation, biological process: membrane protein ectodomain proteolysis; Notch signaling pathway. The transcript has 17 exons. Gene Ontology annotation, molecular function: metalloendopeptidase activity involved in amyloid precursor protein catabolic process. Lineage: Eukaryota; Metazoa; Chordata; Actinopteri; Cypriniformes; Leuciscidae. The coding region runs from base 88 to 2448 and encodes 786 amino acids.
CGUCUGACGUCAGCACGCAAAGCCCCAAACCCGAGACUGAAGCUGUAAACAAUAAAACCCAGCCCGUCCAUCAUCCAUGCGCUAAACAUGCAUUUAUCCGCGAUGACGGUCGUGUUCUCGGUGCUGUUGUGCCUCUCAUGCGCCUUCAGGUCCGCUCGAGGUUACUAUGGCAACCCCCUGAACAAGUACAUCCGUCACUACGAGGGCCUGUCGUACGACCCGGAUCAGCUUCAGGACCGGCACCAGCGGGCCAGGAGAGCGCUCACACACUCGGAGCGCGAGCUGGAGCUGCAGUUCCACGCGCACGGCAGACACUUCAACCUGCGGAUGAAGCGCGACACACGGCUGUUCUCAGAAGACUUCAAACUGGAGAUGACUGGAGGAGAACUGGAGUACGACACCUCACACAUCUACACUGGAGAGAUCUACGGUGAGCAGGGCACGCUGACGCACGGCUCUGUUGUGGACGGGAGGUUCGAGGGCUUCAUCCAGACUCACAGAGGCACGUAUUACGUGGAGCCGGCCGAGAGAUACUUGCAGGACAAGAACGUGCCGUUCCACUCCGUCAUCUACCACGAGGACGACAUCAAUUAUCCUCAUAAAUACGGGCCGGAGGGCGGCUGUGCGGAUUCAUCAGUGUUUGAGCGGAUGAAGAGAUACCAGGAGGAUCCGCUGAAGGAGAAGUCGUCAGCGCAGGAUCAGGCGUUACUGAGGAAGAAGAGGAUGACUCAGGUGGAGAAGAACACCUGCCAGCUCUUCAUCCAGACCGAUCACCUGUUCUUUAAAUACUACAAGACCAGAGAGGCCGUCAUUGCUCAGAUCUCCAGUCAUGUGAAGGCCAUUGACGCCAUCUACCAGGGCACAGACUUCAUGGGCAUCCGCAACAUCAGCUUCAUGGUCAAGAGGAUCCGGAUAAACACCACCAGUGACGAGCGGGACCGGUCGAACCCGUUCCGAUUCGCUAACAUCGGCGUGGAGAAGUUCCUGGAGCUGAACUCCGAGCAGAACCACGACGACUACUGCCUGGCCUACGUGUUCACGGACCGGGACUUCGACGACGGGGUUCUGGGUCUGGCCUGGGUCGGGGCUCCCGCCGGGAGUUCUGGAGGCAUCUGUGAGAAGAGUAAGCUGUAUUCCGACGGGAAGAAGAAGUCUCUGAACACCGGGAUCAUCACGGUGCAGAACUACGCCUCACACGUGCCUCCCAAAGUCUCACACAUCACCUUCGCACACGAGGUGGGACACAACUUCGGCUCGCCGCAUGACUCCGGGUCGGAGUGCACUCCGGGCGAGUCCAAGAGCCAGGAUAAGAAGGAGCGGGGGAACUACAUCAUGUACGCCCGCGCCACAUCCGGAGACAAGCUGAACAACAACAAGUUCUCGGUGUGCAGCAUCAAGAACAUCAGCCAGGUGCUGGAGAAGAAGAGGGGCAGCUGCUUCGUGGAGUCCGGGCAGCCGAUCUGUGGGAACGGGCUGGUGGAGCCGGGUGAGGAGUGUGACUGUGGAUACAGUGAUCAGUGUAAAGACGACUGCUGCUACGAUGCUAAUCAACCCGACAACAGGAAGUGCAAACUCAAACCCAACAAAGUCUGCAGCCCAACUCAGGGCCCGUGCUGCACGGGUGAGUGCGGUUAUAAGAGCCGGAACGAGAAGUGUCGAGAGGAGUCCGAGUGCGCUCACCAGGGCAUGUGCAGCGGAGCCUCGGCCCAGUGUCCCACAUCAGAGCCCAAGGCCAACUUCACUGCCUGCCACGGGGACACACAGGUGUGCCUCAACGGGGGCUGCUCGGGCUCCAUCUGUGAGAAGUAUGGUCUGGAGGUGUGCACCUGUGCUAGCGUGGACGACACCGACGAGACCGAGCUCUGCCACGUUUGCUGCAUGGAGAAAAUGAACCCCAGCACCUGCAGCAGCACCGGCUCCGAGCGUCUCGCACGCUUCUUCAAUAAGAAGGUCACGACUCUUCAGGCUGGCUCACCCUGCAACGACUUCAAGGGUUACUGUGACGUGUUCAUGAAGUGCCGUCUGGUGGACGCCGACGGUCCCCUGGCCCGCCUGAAGAAGGCCAUCUUCAACCCCGAGCUGUACGAGAACAUCGCAGAGUGGAUAGUGGCUCACUGGUGGGCGGUGUUACUGAUGGGAAUCGCUCUGAUUAUGCUGAUGGCAGGAUUCAUCAAGAUCUGCAGUGUUCACACUCCCAGCAGCAACCCCAAACUGCCCCCGCCCAAACCCCUGCCAGGAACGCUGAAGAGACGACGAGCUCAGCAGGCGGCGCAGCAGCAGCAGCAGCAGCAUCAUCAGCACCUGAACCAGAACCAGCACCAGAACCAGCACGCUCACGGGCACCAGAACCAGCGGCCGGCUGCCCGUCCAGCCCAGCGCCAGCCUCAGCCUCAGCGCCACCACCGGCAGCCCCGCGAGAACUACCAGAUGGGCCAGAUGAGGCGCUGAGAGGCUUUACUCCAAAGAACCACACCGGGCCGCCGCUCCUCAUCAUCACAGUAACGCCAGGCUUCAUCCGGGUUCACACACUAAACUGGAACGCUUGACAGGAACAUGUCCGGUGUCCGUAAUGCUUCCGCAGACUGGAGUUUCUCUUUGGAGUAAAAACCAACCACAACUCAGUCCUUCAUUCCCUCACGGAGAAGCUGCACUCCUGAGUUUCUUUUGUAAUGAUCAUUUUUGUUUGUUUGUUUGUUUUUGCCCUCGCGUGCCAAGGUUUACCGGGGUAUUUGUAGAUAGAGCGUCUCCUGUAGUCACUUCUUUCCUUUGAAAACAUUAAAGACUCAAAGUGGUUUGAUAUGAAAAACAUCUUUUUAAGGAAGUGUGUGGAGCUUCGGCCCGAAUCGUCGCCACCUGCUCGGAAAAGGACUUUUAUUUUGUAAGACCAGAAAUAUUACGCCUUCCCUUUUCCGGACUCACGGCUGUAUAGAGAAACGAUAUUAGCUGUAUUAUACGAAGAUUAUUUCUUCUACUGUCGAUAAGAGAUUUACAGUUGCAGUUUUGUUGACAACACUCAGGACUCAAAAACGCUCAAACGAAGGCGGUGGUUCAGCGCGAGGAGGACGGAUCACGCGCAGCCGCCCGACGUCAUUCCACCGUUUACGUGCUUCAUUCUGUGUGUGUGUUUGUAUAUAGCUCAUCUAGAACCACGUCCUCACGUCCACUGCACUUCCGGUACACACCCCAACGAGGAAUGUGCAUGAAGAACUUGAUUUUAAAGUGUGUGUUUGUGUGUGUGUUAGCGGUACGACCAUGAAGAUAUGAA